This is a messenger RNA of Ochotona princeps (American pika), 2025 nucleotides long. It is a transcript of the gene SPATA16, whose product is annotated as spermatogenesis associated 16. The record is from RefSeq and is a predicted model, not a curated record. Gene Ontology annotation, cellular component: Golgi apparatus. The transcript is spliced from 11 exons. Gene Ontology annotation, biological process: spermatogenesis. NCBI's taxonomy places the organism in Eukaryota, Metazoa, Chordata, Mammalia, Lagomorpha, Ochotonidae. Gene Ontology annotation, molecular function: protein binding. The coding region runs from base 146 to 1825 and encodes 559 amino acids.
GAAAAAUUGCUUACACAUAAACAUUCUCUUUCUGCCUCUUCUAAAAUGCCUUCCUUUAUAUCCUGAAACUGCUCCAGUCUCCUGUUCCUGAAGAGGCAUGUCUGUCAUGGUCACUGUAGUGUAAGUGUAGAUUUGGGUAAAACCAAUGGAUUCAGGAAACAGUAAUAAUUCGGGCCUUGUUCCAAAGAUAAACACAAGCAAGAAAAUGUCCAGCUUAGCACACCCAACAAGCAUUCUGGAAAUUUCACAGGAAAUUAAGAAAAAUGGUGGUGAUAAACACAUAGAAAUCACAACAGAAAGAGUAAAAAUCAAGAGUUCCAAAGAAAAGCAAAGCAGUGAUAUAGAGAAAGUGAAUCUUAAACGGAAGGCAGAAAGUGAGAAACAGCCAGCUGGAAAGAAGGAGGCCAAGAUAAUGGAACUUGACAAUCAGUUAAUCACCAUGCCUCUGCCGCACAUCCCCCUAAAGAACAUAAUGGAUGUGGAAAUGAAGUUGGUCUACAUUGAUGAAGAGAACGUGAACUAUGAGUUUAUAGAGCCCUCUACAUCCACCAGGAUUCCGCCAACAUGCCGAACUGCUGAAAUAGUAGGCCCUCUGGGUGCACCUAAUUUCAGCUUUCUGCCUCAGGUUGACAAAUGGCUUCAAGUAGCCUUAAAGGAUGCCAGCUCUUGCUAUAGACAAAAGAAAUAUGCCUUGGCAGCGGGACAGUUUAGAACAGCACUUGAGCUUUGCAGCAAAGGGGCAGCUUUGGGAAAACCUUUCGAGGCAUCAGCUGAAGACAUAGCAAGUGUGGCCAGUUUCAUCGAGACAAAGCUUGUUAGCUGCUACCUCCGGAUGAGGAAACCUGACCUUGCCCUGAAUCAUGCACACAGGAGCAUUGUUUUAAAUCCAGCCUAUUUUCGAAACCAUCUUCGUCAAGCCACAGUGUUCAGAUGUCUGGAGAGAUAUUCAGAAGCUGCCCGGAGUGCCAUGAUUGCUGACUACGUGUUCUGGCUUGGUGGAGGAAGUGACCAGUGUGUAAGCAAGCUCAUCAGACUCUACUGGCAGGCCAUGAUUGAAGAAGCCAUUACCAGAGCUGAAACUUUCUCCGUCAUGUACACACCGUUUGCAACCAAAAUAACAGGCGACAAAAUAGACAAAGUGAAAGAGGUUUUCACAAAAACUCAUCCUGCAUAUAUGGAAUACAUCUACACAGAUCUACAAGGAUUACACAUAUUGCCUCAAACAGCUGAUUGGUCAUCCUUUCCUCCCCAAGAGUAUCUCUUGACUCUGGGGUUUAAAAACAAAGAAGAUGGAAAAUUUUUAGAAAAAGUAUCAAAUAGGAAGCUUCCAAUAUACACAGAAUGCAAAACUCCCUUCGGAAAGCUGACCAGAGAAGACACAGUGAGACACAUGGAAGCAAUGGGGAAGCGAAUCUUGCCAAUAUUGGAUCUUAUUAGAAGUACCCAAUUGAAUGGGAAUUUCCAGGCGUGCUCUGGUGUGAUGGAAAAGUUGCAGUACGCUAGCCUCCUGAACCAGCUGCAGAGAGUGAAGGAGCAGUCCCAGGUGAUCAAUCAAGCAAUGGCAGAGCUAGCAACCAUUCCCUACCUACAGGACCUCAAUCAACAGGAGAUGGAACUGCUGCAGUCACUAAUGGCAGACGCCAUGGACACCCUUGAAGGAAGAGGAAAUGAUAAAGAACGUGCAUGGAAUACAAUCCAAAAGAUUGGACGAAUUGAAGAUUUCCUAUACCAGAUAGAGGACAGCUUCUUAAAAACCAAGAAACUGAGGACUGCUCGGAGGCAGAAAACAAAACUGAAGCGGCUUCAAAUGGCGCAGCAAAGCUAGUCACCGGGGAGCAGGCACUCAACACCAAGACAUCCAAGAGAAGGAGGGAAAGGCGUCCAUCUAUCCUGACUGCAACAGCCAGAUAAAAACGGCCUGUCAUCAGAGGCAAGAGGUGCUACUUGCCUCUGUUCGUCUUCAGCAAAAACAUCCUACACAUCAUUAAUCUCGACUGGCAGCAACAAAUGUUCUCAGCAAGUUUA